UCUGAACCAGCAGUGUUUGUUUAUCAAAUUACUGAACAAUUGUGCUUGUAAUAAUUCAUCACAGCGCAGCCAAGGUCCAGACAAGGAGAACGUCACCCUGCGUCACUUCAAAAGGAAAUAAAGGAACUUAUCCAGAUUCUAAUUCGAUGAAACCCGGUACCUGGCUAAAGGGACGAGUAAUAGAAUUACAACCCGGCAAGGACGGACAAAUACGAUCUGUUAAAAUAAAAACAGCACAAGGUAUAUAUUGUCGUCCAGUUACAGGAGUAGCAAUCCUUGACGUUUAUAAACAAGAAAAUCUUAAGACUUCAAUAGAUAAUUCCGCCAAAACACCUGAAUUUGUAGGUAUCAUGCAUGAACGAAACCCUAAAAAACCAUUAAGUACCUGUCAUAAUCAGGUAAAUGAAAACAAGAAAAACGAUCGCGAUGUUAAAUCUUUUAAACGUCCUUAUAAUGAUUUACCACCAAACGACACGCGCGUUUCAGACUCUAAACGAGGGCCGGGAUCGGAAAAGAAAUUAACGGGGAAUACCAUCAAAAAAUUUAACAAUAUUGUCAUUACUCUACUAAUGAUUUUAUUUCUUUCAGCUGAAGCAAUAGGGGAAUCAUCAAGGGGUUUGAUAGCGUAUGACUGCGCUAAUAAUGACAUAAACAUUACUAGCUACUCCCUUAUGGACGUAGCAUCAUGUAUCCCACCGGCCAAAAAUGUAACGACAAAAGAAAUACGCAUUCAAGUACUACAAAGAAGUCCGAAAACUAUAGUACAUGUUAGUCAAUGCAAAGUAAUAAUCAAACGCUCAAUUCGACAUUGUGGCGCCUUUUCUCACACUUCUGAUUAUGAAUAUGGGUACGCGUACAUCAUAAAGGAAUUUACACCAGUAGAAUGUAAAUUAGCUCAAACGUUAGGAGAAGUUUCUAUAUCUAUCAAUGCCAAGGUCAGGGAACUGCGUCGUAAUCACACCACCAGAGGGGAAGCACUCAUCGUCGGCAGCGUCACGGGAACCAAAUGCAGCGGCGGAACUUACCGGACAUCGAGCUACACCUGGGAAAGCGCAUUGGUAUAUUACGAAUAUGAAAUCGGAAUGUACGAUUACGUAGCCACGGCGGACAUCGAAAACGACCAGGUAACGCUGCGUAACGGGAUCAUCUGCAAAUAUACGACGGGUUGGUGUCUAGAUGCGGAAUACGGCUACCUUACGUGGAGUGUCGAUUUGUCAAGACAAUGCGAGCGCAACGACUUUGAAAUAAUCUACGAAGGUACUGUAAACAAAACCUUUGAUCAAAAUACUGACGUCAAAACACGAGCUAACGCAGUCUACACCUUAAUAUCGAAAGAGCAUAUGUUUUCAAUAAGGGCUCUCGAUGCUACUCAAAUAUGCGGCUUUAAUAGCUACGUAACCGAUCACCCAAAGAUUUUCAUUCUUGAGUUACAAGGAUAUCAAUCGCCUUUCAAACGCAGAGCAAUCGAUGGAAAAAAUCUCGACUUGUUCACCUAUUUCAACUCAAAAAUCACGCUAGUAGAAAACUAUCUCGGUCAAAAGUUGAACGAUGUGUACACUACAGUUAUGACCGAAAUGUGCAAACUAGAUAAAGCACUUUUGGAGACCAAAUUAACACUUGCUCGCCUAAAUCCAAGUGAAUUCGUCAAGAAUCUCGUUAAACGUCCUGGUUACACAGCAGUCGUAGCAGCCGAAGUACUAUACAUUCUGGAAUGCAAACCGGUCUACGUCACUUAUGACAGCAAAGAAGAUUGCUAUCAAGAAAUUCCAGUGAAGUACAAUAAUCGCUCUAUGUUUAUGGCUCCAGUUACACGAAUGCUACAACUAAGAGGCACGCAAAUAGACUGCACACCAUUACUACCAGCGAAAUUUACAAUUGGUGGUAGGUGGUAUACUACAGAUCAUCGUUUGAGAGAAACGACAGCCCCACAACAACUGACCACCGAUAUCGUAACCAAUUGGGCAUACACUCCCUUACCAAGUCUAAUGAAGAGUGGAGUGUACGAUGCCGAAAGUCUCCAAAAGAUGAAGAACUUAGUGUACGAACAAGGUGAUAAGAAAAUAGCAUCUUCAGUCUUGUACAAGAUGAUCGCCGGUCAACAUCCUAAUCUACAAGGAUUUACCUUUGACGCACUCAUAUCAGAAAAGGUAAUUCAUAAUGCAUUUCAAAAAUAUUGGUCGAAGCUGGUAUCAUGGUCCACGUGGAUCGGAAACAUUACAUCUACAGCCAUAGGUAUCUAUGUAUUUGGCAGAGCAGUCAAAUUCAUUAUGGAUACAAUAAUCCAUGGCAGAAUUCUAUUCGAAAUCUACGGAGUAGGAUGGCAGUUGCUAGCAUCCUUUUGGGAUUCCUUGACUAAUCUGCUAUCUCAUCGCGGCCAUCGGAGACAACAAGAAAAUGUAGCACCACAGCCGGCGUACAAUCCAAACCACACUAUCGAUGAACCAAACACAGACCAGAACCCGCCAGCAUUCUCAUCACCCGUAGUAGAGCAAAGAAUACAUCGUACUCUACCAAUGUUCCUGUAUCCGCGAUACAACAACAUCCCAACAACAAUAGACCACGAGAUGACUACAGCAUGCGCACCGCCUUCACAGCAACCGCUCAUCGGGCAGCAAGACGGUGAUUACGAACGCAAGUAACACAAAUAUCGUAGGUUUAUACAUUUUAUAUUUUUUUUUAUCUCUGCUUUAUAAUCUCCUAAAUUCUAUCAUAGAAAAUGUCGCGUUAUUUUGUAAAACUUGUAGUUUUACGAGGGCCGGUAUGUUGCGAACGCGACAAUCCAGAUUUUUUAUAUUUCUUUCUAACCAUAAAAUAGAAUAAAAUAUGAUAGUUCAAACAUACUCGACAACAGACGUACCAUCAAGGAGACAAACUUAAUGUAAUCCUAAACCCUUCAAGUAGGGCCAUCUGGGUAUUUUGACUUGCAUUUUUUAGCAGUCAAUUACUUCAAAUCGUUUCGAACCUAUAACGAUUAACUUAGGAUUACAGCAUGCAUGUGUGCCAAGCUAGACCAACUCCGAGAAGCGUAGGAAAAUUCCACAUCCAUUUUUCUCACGACCGUAAAAUCGUUAAACCUAAAAAUCUCUCAAACAUAGAUGCGUUAAUAACAUGAACCAGAUAAGAUUUCGAAAGGCAAUAAGUUCAAGUAUUUGUCAAUGAUGCGAUACAUCCGGAACAUGCACCACUGAAGUCAAGUGUUAGGUACAGUUACGCCAAAAAGGGAAAACCACAACGCCUGCAAUCAAUGCAACAAUUUGUUCUCACCAGAGAAAGCAAUAAAAAAAGGGAUCACAUUUCCUUCAGGAUCGCUUGACAUAAAACAGCACACCAGAACCAGAAAACCUCCUAGGAGAAUGCGUAGGCGUGGCAAAAAGGAAAAGGCUAGCGACACGAACAUAUGCGAAAAAGGAAGAGAAAAUAACCUUCCCAAAAUAGAACUUGAAGAAAUUAGUAUAUAAGAAUUCAUUUUGAAUCUGAAUAAACACUUACAAUUCUGACGCCUAACUGUGCACCCGUGUACAGAGUUUUUUUGUCUGAACCGAUCAACUAACCUUCCGCGACUUCGCGAAUUUCAUAU
Anopheles merus is the source of this 3577-nucleotide messenger RNA. RefSeq lists its product as uncharacterized. The record is from RefSeq and is a predicted model, not a curated record. NCBI's taxonomy places the organism in Eukaryota, Metazoa, Arthropoda, Insecta, Diptera, Culicidae. The transcript has 2 exons. The coding region runs from base 147 to 2639 and encodes 830 amino acids.